AUGGAGGAGGACGCCGACGACGCCCAGGAUGAGACUGGCGACGAGGACGUGGACGCCGUGCGCGAGCGGCGAAGCGUCGCCGAGCACGACGCCGACGACGACGCCGAGGACGCCGACUACGACGAGGCCGUGCGCGAACGGCGCAGUGCGGACGACCUGCUGACGGCCGCCAGCCACUACGAGAAGGGCGGCGGCGCCAAGCACAAGGAGUCGCACUUCGCCAAGAAGGGCAAGAAGGGCGACAAGGGCCACAAGGAGAAGAAGUACUGGGACGCGGCCGAGGCCGGCAAGCACGGCAAGAAGCACAAGGAGUCGCACUACGCCAAGAAGGGCGCCCACAAGAAGAAGCACCACGACGAGGCCAAGAAGUACGGCAAGAAGCACUCGACCGAGUCUGGCCACAAGGGCGAGAAGUUCCACCACAAGAAGGGCCACAAGAAGGGCAGCAAAGUUAAGGGCUACCACAAGAAGCACCACAAGGACGACUACAAGAAGAACAAGAAGUUCUGGGACAAGGCGCACAAGACCGGCAAGCACAAGAAGUACGGGCAGGAGGACUCGCACCACUCCAGCAAGGAGGGCAAGCACAAGAAGGGCAAGCACCACCACUCGGGCUACAAGGAGGCUCACAAGGGCAAGAAGGGCGCGAGCCACAAGGGCCACCACGACAAGGCGGAGAAGAAGUGGAAGGGCAAGAAGGGCAACGACAAGCACCACCAGCACAAGGAGAGCUACGGCAAGAAGGGCGGCAAGAAGUCCGGCAAGAAGUGGGGCUACAAGGAGAAGCACUGAACCGCUCACCCUCCCGGUGCUGUUUCUUUCUAGUCAGGUCCAAGCAGAGAGGAUGCAUUUCGUUGUUUUGUUGUGUUUUGUUUGAUGAGUCGCCGCGCUCGGGCUCGGUGAUGUUGUUAUUUAUGUUUGUA
Molecule: messenger RNA, 923 nt
Organism: Thrips palmi
Lineage: Eukaryota; Metazoa; Arthropoda; Insecta; Thysanoptera; Thripidae
Product: histidine-rich glycoprotein-like
Exons: 2
Coding region: 1-792 (263 amino acids)
Source: RefSeq, a predicted model, not a curated record